Molecule: messenger RNA, 4901 nt
Organism: Amoebophrya sp. A120
Lineage: Eukaryota; Dinophyceae; Syndiniales; Amoebophryaceae
Source: the annotation of a GenBank genome assembly
UCUCGGUGUUUAUCAUCAGAUUUCUGCUGCAAAGAAAAAAUAACGAAUCAAAUAGAGUUGCUAGAGAAAGAUGUCUCAUUUUCGGUGAAGUGCAAGAUUGAUUUCUGUAUUUUUUACGUAGCCCCUGUAGUUGUAUUGGUGUUGCUGUUGGUCACACGUCGGAAGCUAGUACUACACACGCCGCGAUCUGUCCGCCAAUGGCUCCUACUUUUCGGUUGCAAAGAGUCAUUGCUUCAUGAUCAUCACCCAUUCAUCUGUGUCGUCGGUGAGGUCUUGUCAGGAGUAGCAAAAGCCGGCAUGUUGUGAUUUUCUAAAGUCACGGAUCUAGUAGCAGCCUGAGUCAGUUUUUACGAUUCUCGUUUUCCACAAUUUUUCCUUCUCCCUAAACAGGCACGGCGCAAGAUUGACACGCCUUUGUUGGCAAUGGAACAUGAUUACAACGAUCAUGACUGUACAUCAUGCUAGAAUGUGAACCUUUCUGCUCAUCUUCUUUUGCAUCGUUCGGACCCGCACGAAAUUAUUUCCGGUGUCACGUAGUAGAUGUAGACGGUAGAGGAUCGCCACAGCACUAGAAAUCAUGCCGGUGUGUGCCCAGGUGGAGCUGCUCGAGGGGGAUGACCGGAAGAAAAACUGGGUGUACUUCCGGCCCGCGUUGGUGAAAACGAAGGCCCACGGCCACCUGUCGUCCGAAGACGAGGCGCGCAACCGGAAGGCGCGAGGAACCUGGAUCAUUUUCUUCUCGGGCGACAUAUGGAAGCGUCAGGUUUGAAAUCGUCAAAGUUGAAAUAAUUUGUAAUGCAUAAAAUGCAUGACCCGAGGCACGUGUGUUCCAGAGCAGGCAAGUGAGGCCGAUUGUAAGCCUGUUUGGGGUUACAGCUCGAGCUGCUAAAGUAGCAUGAGAAAAUCGCUCUUCUUUGCCUAAACAGCAUGACAAACUGGAUUUAGGGACCACCGAAAUUUGUCAUGCGCCACUUGGGAACUGGGUUCCAACUGGCAUCCAUUUUAUGCAUUACAAAUUAUUUUAACUUUGACCAUUUCAAACCUGACGCUUCUAUACGACAUCUCGGAUUUCGCGGGGACCGCGCGGAAACAGAAAUCUCCGUUUGGGGAAGAGUAUGCACUGCAAAACAAGUGUAGGUCUUCUUGGGCACGUACGAAUUUUUGCAAUAGUUGUACUGUCGUGCGCUGAAGACAGGAGAUCUGCUUUCAUCUAUACCUGAAGGAUAAUCUGCGUGACAGAUCGCAUUAUUUCUCUAGUACGAUGAAUAUAUGAAGGAUCACCACAUGCUAUUCACAUACGCGUUGGACAAAACAACUUUUGCAGUGCAUAGGGAGUACAGCGUAGACAUGAUGAUGUGGCUGCUGAGUGCCCGGUUUGCGGUAUCGAAUGUAAAAAUGUCUGGGUCUGGAAGAGUCCAAAUUUGUGAUGCUGAAUUUGGAUUCCAAAAAAAUCUGGAUUGCAUGAGCAGCAAAGGGAGUGUAAUUUUUGCUACGCGGAGAGGGCAUUUGUCAUGCGGAAAAGGCAUCGCGAAGCCCUCAAAAAAUCUGUAAUGCUAAGGCAUGCAUCACAGACAUUAUGGGUCAUGGAAAAUAUGCAUGACUAGUCUCAGAAUCUUCCAGACCCAGACAUUUUUACAUUUGAUAUGCGGACCACGCGAACAUCUUUGUCGUACGGGCCGAAACCGUGAAUUCCGAGUUUUCCGCGGUCUACCGCAACUUUCUCCGGAUCCAGCAGGGGUCGCACACGGGCGAGCCUUUGCGGCUGAGCAGUGAGAAUCUGAUCCACAUCUACACCCAGGAGCAGGUCGAUGGGCUGUCCAUGCGGCACCUGCCCUCGCACCACCACCACCGCGGCUCGGACCUCAUGGCGCCGCCGAGGGCCUCCGAGUCAGCCGGCGGCGCGACGCGCAUGAGUCUCGUGGAAGACAACUACAGGACAACGACUGCCUCUGGGAUGAAAGAGAGUAUAGCUGCAGUGGCUCCACCUCCUGCCCCGAAGCGGAUUCUCUUCGCACCGAGAACGACGGCGGGAAUAGCCAAGGCGCUCGUGCAGGAGGACGCACGCCACCACCUGGUGGCUCCGAACAGCAACCCCAAAUUUCACGGUCCGGACGCGGACCGCAUUCACUCUAAGUUGCAGCACCACCACCUGUCCGCGCACGCGAACACCAAAGCGGGACACAGCGCGGCUACCGGCCUCACGCUCACCGUGCCGGAGAGCCACGCGGGCGGCAAGAUGCACGCGGGAGCCGCUGGACUCAAGCUAGAGCUGCACCACGUGAAAAAAACGACCAGCCCACUGAAGGAGCACCACGCGGGUGAGCACUUCCACCACGGGACCUCGUCCCCCACUACACUCACGGCGCACAAUUUAAAGGCCCUGGACAAGAAUUUUCACCACGCGCUGCACGAUAGGACGUCGAGUAAGGAGAACUACAAGCACCAUGCUGGACCACGAAUAGGGGGCGCACCACCUCCAGGUUCGCACCGCAACUCGACCGGGUCCGACAUGAGUAAGGGCAGCCGUUCGUCCCGCAUCUCCGUCCAGUCCGCGCCGCGGUCGCCGCGCAACGCGUGCGUCGUGGACGCCGUGGGGCACCUGACGAAGCUGCUCGAGGACCUAAUUUUUCACCACUACACCCCAAACUCCGCGUUGAACGCCGAUCCUUUGAUUGUGGAAGACAUCGUCCUGCUCGGCUUUUUUAUCAACAUGCAGAAAACCUUCACUGGCAUAAAAAGUUAGAUUUGCACUUGUCAAUCCAUGGAACGCGCGCAAGCGCGAGCCCAUAGGUAGUUGUACUGGGCCGUCGAGGGCGGACAAGCUGUUAGCUUUUUCUAUGGUGUACGACUCGUUCUAUGCAAGGCGACUUCGGCAAUGUGCUAGCUGUUUUUCUGCGGGAUAUUUUCCAAGGGGCAUCUGGUGUUGAACUCCCUUCUGGUCAACGCAACGGUGCUAUUACAUGGCGUUACUGCUCCAACAGAAAACACCUCUCCACCGAUGCAGCAACCCGGUCCUUAUCAGGCCUUCUGGUCCCGGGUCCGCGAGGUACACUGGCUGGACCCAGGCAAAAACGCGGCGGUGGAAACCUUCCCGCCCAAGGUGCUCUUGCUCCACCACCGGGAGCAGAUGCAGCAGGUUUCCGAAGCGGUAGCUUUUGAGUGCCAGGCUGGCUCCUGCAGGUUCUGCUUCCACGGCACACCGUAUGAGAGUACGUGACUCCCUCUCGUCCUUGUCGUUCGUCAUGCAAAAACGCAGUUCUAGCUGUUGCCUUUUGGCGCUGCUUGCAUUGCAGGUUUCUGCAGCCCAUCAAACAGUACUUACUACAUUCUUGCAUGGAUUGGUGCUCCAGAGGCUGCACCUUCGCUAACGCUUCUAUUGCUGUUCAUGCUACAUUUAUUCGAAUGAGGGGAAGGAGAGUUGUGCUUGUGCGUGGUCAUACGCCACGACAGCUGCACGACCCGGAGGAGCCGACGAUGCGGGGCCAGUUCGACCAGGUCUCGGUGGACUGCGAGGCGCUGAGCCUACCGUUUCUGCUACCAAAGGGAAAAGAGCCACUCCACCCUUGAUAGUACUCAGCCACAUGACGCGCAGGCUGUCUUGCAUGAUUUUACCUAUUAGCACUCCAUAAUUUUUUUGGCGUGUGGGAAGGAAUUGUGAUCAUGUUCAGUAGAUUUGUACUUUGAAAAUAGCCACUGAAGGCUCUAGCAUCUAUAUCGUAGCUCUCUGCUAUUGCCGGAAGAUUGUCUACCGUAAUAAAAAAAACCCGACAGUCAGAUAUAACAUAUAGAGCCGUCAUUUGCAAGUCGAAUACAAGUUGAGUGUGUGUUAUUUUGAGGGGUGCCAGGAGCAGGCAUGUUUUGCUUUUGAUAUCCGCAGCAGUUUUAUUUCAACGAGUACAACUCCCCGGAGCUGUUCGAGCCGGAGAACGGGAACAUCGCACUCCUGAUCCACUUCAAAAUCCUGUAUCUUCAGUAAAAACGCCCCCACACCUUCUUUGUCAUUCAAAAAAAUCUGGUCGUUGCCCAGUAUGUCUGUUCUACUGCGGCGAAGUACUUACUUAGUUACCCAUGAGACCCAUUUCCUAGUCCCGGUUGGAAAAUUGUGCUGUUUCUAACGUGGACGAAGAAGUAGGCUCGUGAUGGAGCUGCUGCACUAGCUAUGUACAACCUCGCUACAGAUGAAUUCAGCCUUGUCCUCUUGAUACGUGAAGAUGAUGAGCCCCAGAAUCUCUACACGUGCGACGUUGCAGACUGUGUGGGGACGUUUUAUUUCCUUCCGUCGAUAUCCGGGAGCAGUUUGGCAGUCCCUUUCUCUUCCUGCAGCAAGAGCAAAGCUUGAGCACGUCGGGCGCCGGGGCUCAACCUCCGGCCGAGCGGACCUCGCGCAGGAGGUCCUCAAAUCGCAUGUCGGUGGUAGAAGACGAAACAUUUGCGCGCCGCAUGAGCAUCGACUCCGAGGACGACGGAGGUGCUGGAAGAAACAGCACUACUGGCGACCAGCCGUUCACGCCCGAGACGUACAAGAAAAUGUUUGGGAAACACCUCGUCGUCUGGCCCAUAAAGAAGUAAAAGAGAAACAGUACAGUAGGGCGGAAUAGUCUUUUAUUUUUGAUGCUGCUGGUGAAAUGAGUACGAGUAGUUUAAUAUUCUGUAGGCCGCUUAGUUCUACUUCGACCUUCAUCUAUUACGCAGCGGUUCCCGUGCGCCAAGCCAAGAAUUUGCGCUUGAAGGCGGGAUAAUUUUCGGCGUGUUGAACAUACGUCUACACUUCGUGUCUGUGUCAGUACAGUAGUUGAGCAGAAGCACAUUUGGUUUUCUUUCUGUCAUCGAUCUUUUUCGCAUUGAUGCUUUCAUGCGCCGGUCGCAUCUACCCUAUAUUUUUUGUUAGGGCCGAGAAAGAG